AUGUUUCAAAACGAAGGAGGACCCAGGGACUCGGAGGGGGAUUUCAUCGCUCCGGAUGACACAGGGGGCCUGCUUCCAGAGCUGGAAUCAGCCUCAGUUGCACGAGAAGCUGAGUUGGGAGAAGGUGCAGGCGAAUCAGACGGAGAGUCGGAAGAGCUCCAUGCUCCUCUCGUGCAAGAAAGCUCGGAGCCAGCAGUCUUGAACACCAAUGCCGAUUUGCUUGGCAGUGACAGCGAGUUGUGGGACCACUCCAGUGCAGGGACAAGCAGCAGCGGCAGCGGUGAGUCCGAGGAUGUGGAGUCUUUGCCAGAGGCAGUGGAUCGCAGCAAGAGGCAGGCGUUGAAGGUGCGCGGUGCCGGCACUGAGUUGGCCGAGCAGAGCAGACUGGAAGGAGGUUACUUGCUCCCAGCAGCAGAGGAACGUGAAGAACCCGACAACAAGGGAGAGACCGAAACGAAGGAGGCAACCAACGACAUCGAUGAGUUGCCUGCAGAGUAUCGAGCGGCUAGUCGGCGACGGCGUGAUGGCUUGGACAUGACGGCUGUACUGUCGAAGAAGAGGCAGUCGCAAGAAGAAUGCACCCAAGUCCCUCGAGAGCAGCUGAAGAAAGACCCCGCAUCGGCUUUCCGGCUAUCCUGGGAAGAAGACGACGAGUUUCCAAUCUUCUUAGUGCAGGCGACACUGGAUCAUGCGCAGCUCGAUAAGGCAGUGCUCCACUACAGGUCACUACCGCCGGCAGAAUCGCGAAGAUACCACUGCUUGGUGAACUUGGCCUGCUGCCUGGUGUCCUUGAAUCAGCCACGUCCUGCCCGGGCUUUGCUGGAGCAG
This is a messenger RNA of Symbiodinium necroappetens, 828 nucleotides long. Lineage: Eukaryota; Dinophyceae; Suessiales; Symbiodiniaceae. The record is from the annotation of a GenBank genome assembly.